GUAGAGUACAUUCCCUUGACAGAUGGUGCAAUGGUUGUGUAUGGCACAUUCAGGAAUUUUACUUUAGGAACUCGCCUUUGGAAACAUUCAGAAAAGUUUCUAUUGUCAUCGUAUUCCAUUUCUUUACGGAGUUCAGCCAGACAAGAUACAAUGUCAAGAAGAUCCAGGCCAGGAAAAUACGACAUGUCUAAAGUAAAACUUCGGGUGCUAGUGGACAUGGACAUGGUGUUGUGUGACUUCGAAAGACAUUUUCUGGAAGUUUAUCAAAAAAAAUUUCCUGAUGAACCAUUUAUUCCUUUAGAAGAUCGCAAAACGUUUUACGUUCGAGAUGAAUAUGCAAAAUUAGGUGCAGAUUUGCCAGACAAGGUAAGAGAAGUGUACAAUGGACAGGGAUUUUUUCUUAAUCUCCCAGAAAUUGAAGGAGCAUGCAGUGCAGUGAAAAAGAUGGCUCAAAUAGAGGAUGUUGAUGUUUUCAUCUGUUCAAGUCCACUUACUGACUACAAGUUUUGCCUCCAGGAAAAGUUUGAGUGGAUUGACAAACACUUAGGACCAGAAUGGCUGGACAAGAUUGUUUUAACAAAGGAUAAAACGAUGGUGAAUGGGCACAUUCUCAUUGAUGACCGUCCAAACAUAAAGGGUGCUGUGUUGAAGCCUUCAUGGCAACAUGUUCUCUUCACUGCCCCCUACAAUCGAAAUGUUGAUCUGAAUGGCAGAUGCAGGAUUGAUUCUUGGAUUACAGAAGAGUGGAAAGACAUUAUAGAAGAUUUUAAAAAGAGAAUAGGAUAGUUUUACUUAAGUCAGUCUGCUUCCUUAAAUUUAUAUGUAGAUAGCCAAGAAAAUUCCGCUCUGUUUCUUGCUUUUCAUAUGCUGGGACCACUUGUUGCUUAUCUUCAUCCUCAUUUCUUUUUCAUGUUUUUAUUGUGACUACCUGUAAAAGCACUGUUGUAAGUAGAAUAUUGCUAUGUCUUGCCAACCCUGCUUCUUGCUAUAUCUUGCAGCAGUUUUCCUAUUUUCUCUUGAAAGAAAAGAAAAGCUGCCAUGGUCACCUCUAACCAGUUGCAGUUGAUGGUUACAGGUGUAGGUGACUAUGUAAUAUGUGGAAUGCAGGGUGGAAGACAAUGUACAGGUCUUGAUGAAUACCUUUUUUAAAGCUUAUUAAGAUAUAAGUUAAGCUCAUUAAGAUAUAAGAAGAAGUCAAGUAGUCAGUGAACAGAUAAAAGACUGCAGUAUCUUUCUCUCAGUUAGGAUUACAAGUGUGUUCACAUGCAUUCUUCCCCUGAACUCCUCACACACCAUAUCAGUGUUUACAUUCUCGGAUGUCCUCUGUACUCAGGGCACUUCACCAGUACUGUUUGAACUAUGUGGUUUAAAAUGUUGGCUAAACAAUGGCUGCUUCUUCGUACCAUUAAACAAAACAAAUAAUAUU
Pomacea canaliculata is the source of this 1426-nucleotide messenger RNA. RefSeq names its product 5'(3')-deoxyribonucleotidase, cytosolic type-like. The coding region runs from base 31 to 786 and encodes 251 amino acids. The record is from RefSeq and is a predicted model, not a curated record. Lineage: Eukaryota; Metazoa; Mollusca; Gastropoda; Architaenioglossa; Ampullariidae. Gene Ontology annotation, biological process: pyrimidine deoxyribonucleotide catabolic process. Gene Ontology annotation, molecular function: 5'-nucleotidase activity. The transcript has 5 exons.